Leguminivora glycinivorella is the source of this 1546-nucleotide messenger RNA. Its product is annotated as cytochrome P450 6B6-like. Gene Ontology annotation, molecular function: iron ion binding; monooxygenase activity; heme binding. Bases 1 to 1530 code for a protein of 509 amino acids. The record is from RefSeq and is a predicted model, not a curated record. NCBI's taxonomy places the organism in Eukaryota, Metazoa, Arthropoda, Insecta, Lepidoptera, Tortricidae. The transcript is spliced from 2 exons.
AUGAUCAUUUUACUACUGGCAGGACUAGUUUUAGCUGUCUACUAUUUGGGCACUCGUAAUUAUGACUACUGGGCCAAGAAAAAAGUUAAGCACGACCCUCCAGUGUUUCUUUUCGGGAACAACUACAAAGGCUUUUUUGGUCGGCAAAGUUUCGCAGAGAUAGCCAGCGACCUUUACAACCGCUACCCAAAUGAUAAAGUAGUCGGCUUCUACAGAGGCUCCGUUCCAGAGCUAUACAUACGUGAUCCAGAUAUCAUCAGGGACAUACUGAUCAAUGAUUUCGCUUAUUUCCAUAAAAGAGGACAAGGAAGAAACCCAAAGUUAGAGCCGCUGUUAACGAACUUAUUCCACGCGGAAGGAGAUCUGUGGAAGCUUCAGCGCCAGAGGAUAACGCCCGCGUUCACGACUGCUAAGCUGAAGGCGAUGUUUCCGCUGGUGGUGCGAUGUGCCGAGCGGCUGCAGGACGUGGCGCGCGACACCGCGACCCGGUCCGACGCAUGCGACGUCCACGAACUCAUGGCGCGGUUCACCACAGAAUUCAUCGGAGCAUGUGGCUUUGGCGUCAGUACUGACUCCCUUGGCAAUGAAGACUCCGCUUUCAGGAACAUCGGCAGGAUGAUAUUCCAUAUCCCGCUCCCGAUCAUGAUCAAACACAUGUUAUGGGAACUUUUUCCACCGGUAAGGUCGUUCCUCUAUGUUGACAAUCCGAAAAUUCGAGAUGCCAUGUACAGUUUAUUGAAAUCCAUAAGAGAAGAUAGACAAUGUAAACCUUCUGGUCGAAAUGAUUUCGUAGAUUUUCUUCUCGAAUUGGAAAAUAAGGGAAAGAUCGUGGGAGAAUCAAUUGAACACCGGAACGCUGACGGGUCUCCAGUAAUUGUGGACAUGGACAUGGAUAUGAAAAUGAUGAUUGCCCAAUUGUAUGUAUUCUUUGCUGCAGGUUUUGAAACUUCGUCGUCUGCUACAAGUUUUUUAUUACAUCAAUUGGCAUUCAAUCCUGAAUUACAAACCAAGAUCCAAUCAGAGAUCGAUGAAGUGAUGCAAAAAUACGACAAUAAGUUGUGUUACGAUGCUGUAGCAGAGAUGACAUUGCUUGGUAUGGCUUUUAAAGAGGGAAUAAGGAUGUUUCCACCGCUGGGCGUACUGAACCGUGUCUGCGCGCGGACGUAUACAUUCCCUCGACUAGGUCUAACCAUUGAUCCUGGAGUAAAGAUUGUGAUCCCGGUGGAUGCGCUGCAGAAUGAUGAGAAGCAUUUCGACAACCCGCGGGAGUUCCGGCCGCAGCGAUUCACUGCGGAAGAAGUUCAGAAGCGACACAAAUACGUGUAUUUACCUUUUGGAGACGGACCCAGAGCGUGUAUAGGAUUACGUCUAGGCGAGAUGCAGUCGCUCGCGGGGCUGGCAGCAGUCUUGCAGCAGUGCAGCGUGUCGCCGGCGGCCGAGACCUGGCGUGUGCCGCUGCUCAAUUCCCGCUCGAACGUUGUUCAGGCCGUCCGGGGGGGAUUGCCACUCAAGCUCACCAACAGACGAUAAAGAAUUGAUAUAAGAC